UUGGCACAAUGUACUGAGUGUGACAGUGUGAUUUCAGCUGCACUGAAGGAAGAUUUCACAGGCUGUGUGAGGGGAUAAAAGGAGCAAACUGGGCUUUGUUUUGCUUUUUUUCACACCUUGUCAGACCUGCCCGUACACCCCGCUCCCCACAAGGAUUUUUUUUUUUUUUUUUCAUCUUUGAGCCACCUUGCAACCCUUUUCCCUUGAUUGGCUGCACUCAACCCCACUGCCAACCUGGGCUCGGGCCGUGGGGGCUGCUCGGCGCGCCUUGGCUGAGAUUUGCAACCCGACAUGAGCGCAUACAAAGCCGGCGUUAAUGGGGCUUGGUGGUCCCUGACGCCGUGGAGGAGCUAUAAAGGCUGGAUGUUGUGCUUGUGGGUAGCUGUGGUCGGGCUAGCGGUGGGCUCCGGAGACCCGUGGCUGUCCGCCGAGGCAUGUCCGUCCUCCUGCGCCUGCAGCAACACCAGAAUCUCCUGCGUGGAUCCGGAGAGGGGCAUCGCCUCCGUUCCCAUCCUUCAGAGCGAGGCGGAGAUGGAGAACAUCACGGACAUCUACAUCGCCAACCAGAGCAGCUUCUCGUCCAUCAACGACAAAGACCUGCACUACUACAAGAACCUCAGGAACCUAACGGUGACCAACAGCAGGCUGACGUACGUCUCCAAGCUGGCCUUUCAGAACAAUGUCAAAUUACAAUAUCUGAAUCUGAAAGACAACAACUUGUCGUCAUUGUCCUGGACCAUAUUCCGACACCUCAACAUCUCCUACAUGAUCCUGACAGGAAACCCACUGCAAUGUUCCUGUGAGAACAUGUGGAUCAAGCUGUGGCUCGGAGAGGAGGCGGACACCCAGGAACUGCGCUGCAUCGUAGACGGUGGAGGACGCAGCCCACUGUCCAGACUCAGACUAGCCAAUUGUGAGCUUCCCAUGGCAACACUGACGGCAUCCAAUUUGACCGUCAGGGAGGGUGAGAACAUGCAGCUGUCCUGCGCCACCUCUGGAGUGCCCUCGCCAGACCUCAUCUGGAACAUGUCGCUGGUCACAAACUAUGAGAUAGUGACGUCAGGUCAGAUCUCCGUACUACGGUUGUCCAACGUGUCAUCGUUGGACCAUAACAGUAAGAUCAGCUGCACUGCAGAGAACAUCGUCGGAGAGAAAGAAUCCUCCAUGCUAUUGGACAUACAAUUUCCUCCGAAUAUCACCAAGCUGAGCGACGCAGUCUCAGACCACCACUGGUGCAUCCCCUUUAGUGUUGCAGGAAACCCAGCACCCCGCAUGGAAUGGUUUCUGAACGACAAGGCAGUGACUGAGGACAGAUUCAUCCGGACCAUGAUUUAUGAAGAAACGGAGCGCGAGUAUCACGGCUGUCUGCAGCUAGACAGCCCCACGCACCUCAACAACGGCCUCUACACGCUGGUGGCCAAGAACGACUUCGGAACCGACCGGAAGCGGGUCGAGGCCCACUUCAUGCGCAAACCCUGGGACAGUGAGGACCCACACUUGGCAGGAACUGACAAAGAUUUAUACUACUACGAUGGACCCACUUCAGACCCACCAGAGGACAGAGUUGCUGUGUAUGUGGUGGUGGGCAUCGCCGCUGUGGCCUUCUUCGGUUUCCUGAUCAUGUUGGCCAUCCUCAAAUUUGGCAGCAACUCCAAGUUUGGCAUCAAAGGACCGUCCUCGGUCAUCAGCAACGACGACGAUUCGGCCUCGCCUCUCCACCACGUCUCCAACGGCAGCAACACGCCGUCCUCCUCCGAGUUGGGCCCCGACGCCGUCAUCAUCGGCAUGACCAAGAUCCCCGUCAUUGAGAACCCGCAGUACUUCAGGAGCUCCAACAGCUUGCUCAAGACGGACACCUUUGUCCAGCACAUCAAGAGACACAAUAUUGUGCUGAAGAGGGAGCUGGGAGAGGGAGCCUUUGGCAAAGUCUUCCUGGCCGAAUGUUACAACCUGUCGCCUGACCAGGAGAAGAUACUGGUGGCUGUCAAGACUCUUAAAGAGGCCAGCGAAAACGCCCGCAAGGACUUCCAUCGCGAGGCUGAGCUGCUGACCAACCUCCAGCACGAGCACAUUGUCACUUUCUACGGCGUGUGCGUGGAGAGCGACCCCCUCAUCAUGGUGUUCGAGUACAUGAAACACGGAGACCUCAACAAGUUCCUCAGGGCUCACGGUCCAGAUGCAGUCUUGAUGGCAGAAGGCCAGACCACCAGACCAGUGGAGCUGACUCAGUCGCAGAUGCUGCACAUCGCCCAGCAAAUAGCGUCCGGAAUGGUCUACUUGGCAUCACAGCACUUUGUGCACCGUGACCUGGCCACCAGAAACUGCCUGGUGGGCGAAAACUUGCUGGUGAAGAUCGGAGACUUUGGCAUGUCCAGAGAUGUCUACAGCACGGACUACUACAGGGUGGGAGGUCACACCAUGUUGCCAAUCCGCUGGAUGCCCCCCGAGAGCAUCAUGUACAGGAAGUUCACCACGGAGAGUGAUGUUUGGAGUCUGGGUGUGGUCCUCUGGGAGAUCUUCACCUACGGCAAACAACCGUGGUACCAGCUCUCCAAUAAUGAGGUGAUCGAGUGCAUCACCCAGGGCAGGGUGCUGCAGCGCCCUAGAACCUGCCCCAAAGAGGUAUACGAUCUUAUGCUGGGCUGCUGGCAGAGGGAGCCUCACAUGAGACUCAACAUUAAGGAGAUUCACGGCCUGCUCCUCAACCUGGCCAAAGCCUCGCCCGUCUACUUGGAUAUACUGGGAUGAACGUGGAGGAGAGCGAAAGAUGUCACUGUAUAGGAUGUGAAAAGGACUUUUAAAGGCAAUCAAAAAAAAGAAGAAUCUGCCAAACACCUCCUUCCCCUUUUCCCUUCUCAUCUUUCCUGAAAAAAAAGGAAAAGCUCCUUUUGGCUGGACUCAUUUCAACAGGGAAUGCUUCUUGGAGCUUUUUCAUGUAAAUAUGAGACUGUAUGAAGGUUGCUUUUUUUGUUUGGGGGAGGAUUUGGCUCCAUAUGAUUUUGAGCCCAAACCCCUCACCAUUAGCCCCUCUAAAAACACACACACAUGCACGCACACACACGCACACACAUGCACUAAAGUAGUGUUAGGUAAAUGUCAGCUCACAAGAAAAGGGAAAGAAAUUACAGCAAAUUCGCUUGGUCAAAUAUUGGCAAAGUAACUAUAAUUUAUUUAUUGAAUUUUAUUAAUAUACAAAAACUGUUCAUAUUUUAAAUUGUAUAUUUUUAUGCAUUUUAUUUAUAUUAAAUUACUGAAUUAAUUAGCUCCUCAUAUUAAAUAUUUAAAUAAACAAACAAGCAAACACUGGUCAACAUUAGGUUUUGGAAACAUUUUCAUUUUUUUGUUAAAUUUGAUCUAUAAAAGCUUACACAAUACAGAUUUUACCAUGCACCGUAAUAAUAAAUAAUUCCACCAACUCUUAAUUCAUAAUUAUAUUAAAUUAAAUAUUUCAUAAAAUCUUAUGCACUACAGAAAAAAAAUGAAGGCAAUUUCAGAAUCCACUAAAAAUAAAAUUAUCCAGGAAUUUUUACUUGCAUCUCCAAUGAAUAAAAUUGUUGACCAGAGUAAUUAUUAGAGAUGAACACGCAAACAAUCUAGUAAGUCAAAUAACUGUCAUUUAUUUAAUUAAAUGUAAUAUUUACAUUUAAAUAUUUUUAAUAGCUUAGUCCACAUUUUUAAUAUAUUUGAUUUUCAUUUACUUCAUCUUGUUUUUUUCUUUUUCUUGAAGUUAUAUUAAUGAGUCAGAAGUUCUUGAAGGAAUGAAUGACACUGAAAUAUUUAUUCAAGACAAAUUAUAUGCAAAAAUACAACCCUGAGCCCUGGGCUCAGAGCUAAACAACUUUGGAUGUCUUGAUGAAAUAACAGUGUGAGAGCAAUCGAGUAACUAAAAAACAAAAAAAACAAAAAAACACAAAAAAAAACCAGAGGCGGUGCAAAUGUAGCAAUGUGCUAUAUUCACUGGGCCAAGGAACCUCACUCUCUUCAUUUUCUGUCACUCUACACCCUUAAAAAUGCUGCAUGAAAAACAACCUAAUUCAGGUCUAAAAUUGGACUGACCCAAGAAGUUAGGUCAAAACAACCUAUUUUUUGUACAAAACAACCCAGUGUUGCAAAAAAAAACAACAACAAAAACAACAACAAGGUUGAGUCAAAUUUCCUUGGUCGGUCCAAUUUUUAACCCGGCAGUUUUCAAGGUGUACAAUCUAGUUCAUACAGUCUUAUAAUAUUUAUCUGGGUUUUCUUUUAAGCUAACAAAGCAUCCCACUUCACUUCAGUUCUUGUUUCCAGUCUUUACGUUAGGCUUGAAUAGAAUAGAAGGAUUUAUGAUGGCCAUUCCCAAUUGUCAAUUUUUCUAAAAACAUGACUUAGCCGUUGGGACUGCUGUGCAACGUUGUCAUUAGACUUUUUAAUAGGAGGUAACAUGAUGACUCCCCCCCCCCACACACACACACAUACUUUAAAAAGUAACAGAUGCUUCACUUGUGCUGGUGUCGGGGGUCGAUUGAUUGACGCGGCCACGGCUGUACCACGUUCAUGGCUAUUAGGGUCAACCUGGUCCUUGCAGAUGGGGGAAGCUUGAAGUUUUAGAUCAGGAGUUGGAAACCAAUUCUAAAUACAAAGCCUUGGAAGAAUAGUUCCUAAUAUGCAAACAAAUACACUAUGUAUUUCCAUUAAACUCAUGAAUGUAGCCUAUUAAAAAGUGAGCAAACACCAAGUGAAAUCUGCGGCUCAGAGCGAAACCUUUUACUGCUGAUAUUUUCCCUUUAAAUUUGUUCUUGUUGACAUGUCAAGUUGCUCAGACUUCACUUACCAAGCAAAGUAUGGGCUAACUCCGCUAGCCAAUGAAAUUCACUUUUUGUCCAUCUGUAUGUUUUUUUCUUUUUACAAACUUCAAAAUGUACCACAGUUCCUCUAUUUCAUGUGUUGUUUUUUUAUAUAUAUAUCUCUAAGGCAGCCUCUAUUGCCAUCAUAGCUAUACGUAGAUGAUUUUUUUUUUUUUUUUUUAUGUUUUAGUUUCCAACAACGCUUCCCCUCCUCCUCUCUAAUUGCGGGGGUCAGACAGGUAGCAGGUGCGGUUCUUCUGGUCAACUCAUAUUAAAUGCUUAGGCCUCUUAGCACUCAGACAUGCUUCAAAACCGUGAGUGCGUGUGUUAGACAAACUGUUUACCUUCUCCCGAUGUCCCUCCAUUUUUACACACACACACACGCACACGCAGUCGCUGAAAGACACUCACGCCAGUCCGAGGAGGAAAUUGAAUUGUGCAUGUUUUAUUAUUUGAGCGCUGCAGUCCUCUGUAAUGGUGUAAUGUAUAUUUCAUUACGGGGCCUAAUGGGCUCCAUUAGCGCAGGGCCUCCUUGCAGACAUUCAAGACUUAUUGUUUUAUGGCACAAGGGGAAAGGGGGGAAAAGGACAACGGAGAGGGAUGAGGAGAUGUGUUGGAGCGAUGGAGAGAGUAGUCACAGGGUUGGGAGGAAAAGGUCGAAGGCAUGACGGUGGAGCGGAAGAGUGAGGGUGGGGUGUCGCUGCGGGAUAGUCGACGUCCUCGGGGAGUGAGCAUCCAUCAUUUAGUAACACACUACACACUGGGAGUGGGCAAAGGAUUUAUUAUUUUGCCUUUCUUGCUCAAAACAAUUGUAACAAUAAUCGAUUAAUCGUCGAAACUGUGAAUGCUUCACCGCCUAUGAUUGUAAAACAUCCUUUCAAAUUCAUCUUACCUUAUACCCUUAAAAUGGAUGGCAUGCAGAUGAUUUUAAAAAAUGCAUGUAAUGCACAUGAGGAGACGCUCCAUCACGACAAACCCAGGCUAAAGCUAGCUCGCUCCUCGCCGACAUCCAAAGAUCUUUGUCUCUCAUUUGAGAUGCAUUACUUCAACAUAUUUCCCUGAUACUAAUUAGUCCUUUCCUAUUAGCUGAGGCUUUGGAGUCAUCUUGUGACAUUAUAAAAAUGUUACAGAAAAAGCACACCAAAAAAUACUAUCAUUAUCAUUAGUUGAUUAGCAUACUUGCACAAGUGAAUGUCUUUCUUUUUUUUUUUAACUUUGUUGGCUAACAUGAGAAAACACAUUGGCAUUUUUAUUGAUAUUGUAAGGGUACUGUGAGCCAGGCGGGCAAUGAUUAGUGGGAAAAUGUUCAUUUAUUUAUCACAUUAAAUAAUUAUUUUAUUUACUUGUACAACUAAGAUUUCUCAUAAAUUGAAAAUUUUCCCUAUAUAUUCCACAUGUUGUUAUCCAAUGACAAUAUUUUAAAUGAAUGAUUAAUCAGAAAUAACUCAAAUAAAAAUAAAAAAUGGAUUGUGUUGCCCACUCCUGCUCGAUACACACAAACACACAAAUAUGGUCACCUGCAUGCUACAAGCAUCACACUGUAAAUACAACAUGCAUGAAAGGAUUUUUUUUUGAAGUCACUAUAAAGGGCAAAAAAGCAUCACAUCAUAGCCUCAACCAUUUUGUGUCCAGAGACCUUCAUGUAAUUAUAACAAUGAUGAUGAUUAUGUGAUGUGGAAUUAGAGGUCUUACUUCAUUUAAUGACAACAAGACUUGAUGGUAUUUAUGUGUUUUGUGUACUUGACCUGAUGAAUUGUUUCACUGGUUUGACUUGUAGUUAUACUGAAUCUCAUCAUGCGAAUAACCUAACUGCCUUACUGUCUUGAGAUGAGGCAAAAAAAAAAAAAGAGUUAGGCAGUUACAUUAUUAGCAUGGUCACUGAUGGAAUAUUACAAAGGCAUUUUGUACAUUUUGUUUUCCAUGGUUGCCUUUUGCAGCCGUAAAACUGAUGAAGACUUCCAAUGCUUUGAAUGCUUUUCAAGGAGUUCAAGUGUUAAAGAUAAACCCCAGCCUAUCGUCGCAUUAGCACACAACCACUCUGGGCAAUAAUGCAGAAGGCAGAGUGCAUGCUGGAUUCAAAACAAAACAAAAUACAAUUUUCCCCCUGCCUUCGACAAAACAAAAGUCAGUUUGUUGCCACUGCUGUAUUACGUCAGCCAAGUGUAAAAGUGUGUAGUCCAGAAGUUGUGUUUUGUUUAUUUGUUUGUUACCAAGUAAGAUUUUGGUAUUAAUACCUGUGAAAAUGUGAGUGGAGGAAUUUAUUUUCAUAUUUUUGUCCUUUUGUCAAGUCACAAUGUCAGCCCCACAAAGCAAAUGGUGGAGUCCGAUCCAGUUGAUAAUGUCUUAUACCGUUUUCCUCGAACAAAAUUAUGACCAGAUUUGUUAAAAUUUUGUUAUUUAACAAAAUGAUCAAUACAGAAAUCCCCAAUGUUUCACUUUUCGGUUUAUAGUCUGAGUAACAUUCUCAUCGUCCUCAGCGUUGUUGACCAUAGACCAGAAAGUCUGCCAACCAGCCAAAUCAGGUUGGGAAAGUAAAUAGCCAGGCACAGUUUGGCUUUAACCACAAUUUGUUUCUCCUCAACUGGCAGGUAAACCAGAACCCUGUGGCUAAAGCAAAACUGUGGCAGGAUUUUUCUCCAUGAUUAUUUUCACCGGUUGUACCAUUUGAGUCAAUUGAAGUGCCCCAUCUGAGAAUCAAAUUGGUAUAUUCCCAUCUUCUCCCAUCCUGCCAACUAACAGGCAAACACAAGUACUGAACACCACAAUGUUUUUUCAGUUUUGUCAGGGAAUUCUUUUUUUUUUAUUUUGCGUUUUCCCCCUGCAAAACAAAUCGGAUGGUUCCAGGAAGUAGCCUGCUAAAAAACAAAUCAUCAAUAUGGCCAUCCACUAUAUAGUUUUUUUUUUUUUUCCAUGAAAGGAAUUUUCUUUUCUUUGUUGGCGGAGGCACAGUGGAACUAUUCCCCAUUAACCUUGGAAUAAAAAAACGGCAUAGUCCAAUCCUGCCCUGAACCAAGAAGUAGCCUGCUAACACACGAAUGGACAACUCUUAAAUGUGGCGCUCCACCAUGUUUUUUUUUUUUUUCCCUUUCACUUUUGUUAACCGUCCAGACUUGGCGGAGGUCUGCGAUCUACUGAGUGACAAUUGUAGUUUGAUUUCUUUUCAAUAAUCAAAGUGUUUCUACUUGAUGGACAACAGGACUGUGGCGUCAUUUUGAGUCAAAACAAACAGAGUAAACUGUAUGAACAGAGGGAGUGACAAUCAACGACUUUGGACUUUCUCUCUUCUUCAAGUGACCUACUGUACCACAGACUCUUUUCCUCUUCUAUGUCUCUGAAAGUGCUUCUUUUUUUGUAAAAGGAAAUUCAAAGUGGCAAGUAUAUGAACAACAUCGAAAACAAGUGUAUAAAUGUGAAUAAGCUGCUGAAAGAAACAAAGAGUUGCUCACUGUGUCCGA
Molecule: messenger RNA, 8278 nt
Organism: Syngnathus typhle (broad-nosed pipefish)
Lineage: Eukaryota; Metazoa; Chordata; Actinopteri; Syngnathiformes; Syngnathidae
Gene: ntrk2a
Product: neurotrophic tyrosine kinase, receptor, type 2a
Exons: 19
Coding region: 292-2748 (818 amino acids)
Biological process (GO): regulation of phosphatidylinositol 3-kinase/protein kinase B signal transduction; protein phosphorylation; trans-synaptic signaling by neuropeptide, modulating synaptic transmission
Cellular component (GO): axon; signaling receptor complex; plasma membrane
Molecular function (GO): brain-derived neurotrophic factor receptor activity; brain-derived neurotrophic factor binding; ATP binding
Source: RefSeq, a predicted model, not a curated record